This is a messenger RNA of Chinchilla lanigera (long-tailed chinchilla), 2686 nucleotides long. RefSeq names its product ELK1, member of ETS oncogene family (gene Elk1). The record is from RefSeq and is a predicted model, not a curated record. The coding region runs from base 120 to 1409 and encodes 429 amino acids. NCBI's taxonomy places the organism in Eukaryota, Metazoa, Chordata, Mammalia, Rodentia, Chinchillidae. Gene Ontology annotation, biological process: regulation of transcription by RNA polymerase II; cell differentiation. Gene Ontology annotation, cellular component: nucleus. The transcript has 6 exons. Gene Ontology annotation, molecular function: DNA-binding transcription factor activity, RNA polymerase II-specific; sequence-specific DNA binding.
GAACCCGGGCCUGGGGGGCGGUGGGGCCGCGUAUGGAGCCCCCGCCCCCCGGAGCUGCCAACGCUGCCACCGCACCACGCACAGGUACCCCUGGGAUGGCGUGAACACUCCCCACAGCGAUGGACCCAUCUGUGACACUGUGGCAGUUUCUGCUGCAGCUGCUGAGAGAGCAAGGCAAUGGCCACAUCAUCUCCUGGACCUCGAGGGAUGGUGGUGAGUUCAAACUGGUGGAUGCAGAGGAGGUGGCCCGGCUGUGGGGACUGCGCAAGAACAAGACCAACAUGAAUUAUGACAAGCUCAGCCGGGCUUUGCGGUACUACUAUGACAAGAAUAUCAUCCGCAAGGUGAGUGGCCAGAAGUUCGUCUACAAGUUUGUGUCCUACCCUGAGAUUGCACGGUGCUCCACAGAGGACUGCCCACCCCAACCUGAGGUGUCUGUAGCUUCUACAGUGGCAAAUGUGGCCCCUGCUGCUGUACAUGUAGCCUCUGGGGACACUGCCUCCGGAAAGCCAGGCACACCCAAGGGUGCAGGAAUGGCAGGCCCAGGUGGUUUGGCGCGCAGCAGCCGUAAUGAAUACAUGCGCUCGGGCCUCUAUUCCACAUUCACCAUCCAGUCCCUACAGCCACAGCCACAGCCACCCCCUCACCCUCGGCCUGCCUCGGUGCUCCCCAACACCACCCCCGCAGGAGCAGCAGUGCCCCCCUCGGGGAGCAGGAGCACCAGUCCAAACCCCUUGGAGGCCUGUUUGGAGGCAGAAGAGGCAGGCCUGCCUUUGCAGGUCAUCCUGACUCCACCCGAGGUUCCAAACCUGAAAUCAGAAGAGCUGAAUGUGGAGCCAGGUUUGGGCCGGCCACUUCCCCCAGAAGUGAAGGUGGAGGGGCCCAAGGAAGAGUUGGAAGCUGCUGCGGAAGUGGGGUUUGUGCCAGAAGCUUCCAAGGCUGAGCCGGAAGUCCCUCCUGCGGAGGGUGUACCGGCCCGGCUGCCUCCAGUUAUGGAGACUACAGCACAAGCAGGUGGUCAUGUGGUCUCCACCCCAGAGAUCACUCAGCCACAGAAGGGUCGGAAGCCCCGGGACCUGGAGCUUCCGCUCAGCCCGAGCCUGCUGGGUGGACCAGGACCUGAACGGACUCCAGGUUCAGGAACUGGCUCUGGUCUGCAGGCCCCGGGGCCGGCACUGACGCCAUCCCUGUUACCUACGCAUACAUUGACCCCGGUGCUGCUGACGCCCAGCUCGCUGCCCCCCAGCAUUCACUUCUGGAGCACGCUGAGUCCCAUCGCGCCCCGUAGCCCGGCCAAACUCUCCUUCCAGUUUCCGUCCAGUGGCAGCGCCCAUGUGCACAUCCCUUCCAUCAGCGUGGAUGGCCUCUCGACCCCCGUGGUGCUCUCCCCAGGGCCCCAGAAGCCAUGACUACCACCACCACUGCCCCUUCUGGGGUCACUCCAUCCAUGCCCAUGGACUUCUCUCCAGCCAGCCAUCUCAAGGAGAAACAUAGUUCAUCUGACAGACUCGUGCUCUGGUUGUGGUGGGGUGGGAUUCCUGGGAAGAAGAAUCUCUUACACUAACUCGUCCGUGGAAAACACACCAUUUCUCUCUUCUUCACCAGUCCCCCAGUGGCCGCCCUUAUACAUCUCCUACUUCAGUGGUAGGGAUGGUUUAUUUAUUUAUUUUUUGAAGGCCACUGGGAGGAGCCUGGCCCAACCCUUUCAGAGGGGUGGUUAAGACAUCUCCCCCAUCUCCCCACUCUUUUUCCCCAAGGCAAGACAAUCAGGGUCUGGCUUGAGAAAGACCUUUCUUUAUUUAUUUCUCAGCCUGCCCUUGGGGAGAUGAGGGAACCCUGUCUAUAUUUUGGGGUGUAGGUAGAAAAGCUAGUUUGCUUUGUUACUCCUGGUCGUACCCAAGGGUCCGGGAAGAAUUUGUGUGGUUUCAUAGGGUGGGAGUCCUCGCCAAGGAGGAAUUACACUCUUACAAUUUGAAUUGCCACCUCUCCAACCUCUCUCUCAGACAGCUUGUCCUUUUAUCAACUAACAUUUUGGCCAGGGAGAAACAUCCCUUUUAUUCUUCUCCCCCCUGAGAAGCCAUUCCUUUGUCUGCCAAACUUCCUGGGGUCUGCCUCUUACCUCCCAAUGGAGGGUUUUCUUGGGAGCUGAUCCCCGUCUGGGGGACUCCUCCAGCCAGUACUCCAGGUCUCCUUGUCUCCCACCCCCCUGCCAUUUUGAUAGUAUAAUCUAUUUUUAAACGGGGCUUUUCAAUAAGGGAGAGGGAGGCAUCUCUUCCUAUAUCUGGUGGGGUGGGUGGGUGGGAAGGAAGGGAUUUGAGGGGAGUCUUCCUGCCGACCCCAAGUGUUUAUUUUUGAUACCAAACAUGUAUUUUCAGCUCCCUCCCUCCCAGCCCCCCAAUUUCCUGCGGGCGGGUACAAAGGACCCUUUAAGUGUCCCUGGAGUUGGGAGGGAGGAAUGAGGGACAUAAAGCCUGUCAUGUCUCAAUUCCAGGCUGGAGAGGGUGGGUUCAAAAGACUGCUAAGCCCAUCCCCUGUUAGCACCAGUCCAGGCCUGGGGACCGGGGGUUCGUGAUUUGGGAGACAAUGCUGAACUUGUCUGUUUUACUUCCCCAAAAUGGACCUUUUUUUUCUAAGAGUCCCAGAGAAUGGGGAAUUGUUCCUGUAAAUAUAUAUUUUUAAAAGUGUU